Erythranthe guttata (spotted monkey flower) is the source of this 2264-nucleotide messenger RNA. RefSeq names its product jasmonoyl--L-amino acid synthetase JAR4. NCBI's taxonomy places the organism in Eukaryota, Viridiplantae, Streptophyta, Magnoliopsida, Lamiales, Phrymaceae. Gene Ontology annotation, molecular function: acid-amino acid ligase activity. The record is from RefSeq and is a predicted model, not a curated record. Gene Ontology annotation, cellular component: cytoplasm.
UAAUUUGUCUGAAAGAGAGAAUCUUGGGUUAGAUAGACACCAAUCCACCCCUACAAUUGUCUGUCUGUCUCACUCUCCAUUUGCACAAAAUUUCUUGCUUUCCUCACUUCAACCACAGUGCAUCCAAACCUCCAAAAAAAAUCAAGAAAAUCCAGUUUCUUUCUUUCUCUCUCACACACAAACACACACUGACACUUUGGUGAAGAAAUCAAAACCCCCCACUUUUGAUCAAAACCGUUAUUUACAUAAAAAAGACUCCAUUUUUAUUCCCCCCUGUUUCUCCUUUCCAUUUGCACUUUCCUCAAGCAGAGUAUAUAUAUAAAUUAAGAGCUGAAGUGAGAGAAAUGUUGGAGAAAAUGGAGGAGAGAUUGGAUCCGGAGGCGGUUAUCGAAGAAUUCGAGGCGCUAUCUAGAGAUGCAGAGAGAGUUCAGAGAGAGACCCUAAGAACAAUCUUGGAACAAAAUGGAGAAUCAGAGUAUUUGCAGAGAUGGGGGCUCAAUGGAAGAACAGAUCCUCAUAGUUUCAAGACACGUGUCCCUCUCGUCUCUCACGUGGACUUGGAGCCUUACAUUCAACGUAUUGCCGACGGCAAAAGCCCCUCCGCCCUCACCGGAAAACCCAUUACCACCAUUUCUUUGAGUUCCGGUACAACUCAAGGGAAGCCAAAGUUUGUGCCUUUCAACGACGAAUUGAUGGAUAGCACGAUGCAGAUUUACAAGACCUCGUUUGCGUUUAGGAACAGGGAAUAUCCAAUAGCAAAUGGAAAAGCACUGCAGUUCAUAUACAGCAGCAAACAAUUCAAGACAAAAGGCGGCUUAGCAGCUGGCACAGCCACCACAAAUGUUUACCGAAACGAAAAAUUCAAGAAAACAAUGCGGGCCAUGCAAACCCCAUGCUGCAGCCCGGACGAAGUCAUUUUCGGGCCUGAUUUCAACCAAUCGUUAUACUGCCACCUGUUAUGUGGCCUAAUUUCCCGUGACAAAAUCCAAGUAGUUUCCUCCACAUUCGCACACAGCAUAGUCCACGCUUUUCGAACAUUCGAACAAGUAUGGGAAGAUCUUGUCACCGAUAUUCGAAAAGGGUCUUUAAAUAGCAGAAUCACAGUCCCUUCGGUUCGAACAGCUGUCACAAAGCUGCUCGAGCCGAACGCUGAGCUGGCGGAUAAGAUCUAUCAAACGUGCGCUGGGUUGAGUAACUGGUAUGGGGUUAUAAAGGAGCUUUUCCCGAAUACGAAGUAUAUAUACGGUAUUAUGACCGGUUCGAUGGAGCCCUAUCUGAAGAAGCUGAGGCAUUACGCGGGCGGGUUGCCCCUGUUGAGUGCGGAUUACGGGUCGUCCGAAGGAUGGGUCGGGGCGAAUGUGAACCCGUUAUUGCCGCCCGAGAUGGCUACUUUUGCGGUUCUUCCCAAUAUCGGGUAUUUCGAAUUUAUACCUUUGAAGGAAGGUUCGGAUGGAGGAGAGCGAGACGCCGUAGGGUUGACUGAAGUCGAGGUAGGGGAGGAGUACGAGAUUAUUGUCACUAAUUUUGCAGGAUUGUACCGUUACAGAUUAGGAGACGUGGUCAAAGUCAAAGGCUUCCACAACUCGACGCCGGAGCUCCAAUUCAUCUGCAGGAGAAACCUCCUCCUCACGGUCAAUAUAGACAAGAACACCGAAAAGGAUCUCCAAAUCGCCGUCGAAUCGGCGGCCAAUCUCUUAGCCUCGGAAAAGCAAGAACUCGUUGACUUCACGAGCCGAGUCAACUCGGCCGUCGACCCCGGACACUACGUGGUCUUCUGGGAAAUAAGCGGGGACCCGCAAAACAACGAAGUCCUCCAAGAAUGCUGCAACUGUUUGGACAGGUCAUUUGUCGACGCGGGCUACGUCGGGUCCCGCAAGAUCAACUCAAUUGGUCCGUUGGAGCUUAGGAUUGUGAGGAAGGGUACUUUUCACAAGAUAUUGGAUCACUACGUUGGAUUGGGAGCUGCGGUUAGCCAGUUCAAAACGCCGAGGUGUGUGGGCCCCAAUAAUGGUGAUGUGCUGCAGAUAUUGUCUGUUAAUGUUGUUAAGAGCUACUUUAGCAGUGCUUAUUAGGGUUCUUGUGAAUUAAUUUGGUUUCUUUUUUUUUUUUUUUUUGGGUGUUUGAAUUGAUGCAACAAGUGUAGUUUUUCCAUUGUUUUACUAGGUUUUGAUGGGUAAAAUUGUCCGGAUAAUAAAAGUUCUUGAAAUUGUGUAUAAAGUUGUAGGUGGAGUUUAUUGCAUUUAGCACCCCUAUGUUUGCUCUAA